UGUCUCCGGGUCUUGCCCUUGGCUUUGGGCAUUGCGCUGACCACCGCAGCCGCGCCCGCACUCCGCGCCGCUCACUCUCGGAACCUCGUGCCUCGCACUCCUCGCGGAGGCUGCGCGCAAGACUUUCUGGGAAACGUAGUCCCUUCCGUAGCCUCACCGUGCUGAUUACUACGACUCCCAGAAUGCAGUGAGCGCGCGCGCCUGCGUACAACGCCCGACAUCGUCAUUUCCCCGCCCAUUGCAUGGACUCGGUCAGGAGGCGGAGCUCGGCGUUCCUGUUACCAACCACAGCUGUCGCUCAGACAUGGCGGCUCCUGGCCCUGUGACUACCGAGGCGCCCUGUGAACCCUCGCAGCCCCCAGUCAUUGAGGGCUUUAGCCCCACCGUGUACAGAAACCCAGAAGGCUUCAAGGAAAAGUUCCUUCGCAAGACCCGCGAGAACCCGAUGGUACCCAUAGGUUGCCUGGGCACGGCGGCCGCCCUCUCCUACGGCCUCUACAGCUUCCACCGGGGCGACAGCCAGCGCUCCCAGCUCAUGAUGCGCACUCGGAUCGCCGCCCAGGGCUUCACGGUCACAGCCAUCUUGCUGGGUCUAGCUGCCUCCGCUAUGAAGUCUCGACCCUGAGCCUUUGGCCUGGACUCAAAGCUCCGCAGAGAUCAUUCCAAGACCCAGGAGCAACCACCAGCCCUCCUGUCCCCCCGACACGCCCCUGUGUCACUGGGGGAGGGAGCGGCUGAUUGUGUCACCAUAACCGACAGGGUUUUUUUUCAGAAAUCCCAGGUUCCGUUCCUUUAGGACGCUGCAUACUUCUAUUUGUGCCACACUUCUCCACUCCCUACUUAAUAAAUUCUAAUCGACCUGUG
This is a messenger RNA of Microcebus murinus (gray mouse lemur), 864 nucleotides long. It is a transcript of the gene HIGD2A, whose product is annotated as HIG1 hypoxia inducible domain family member 2A. Gene Ontology annotation, biological process: mitochondrial respirasome assembly. NCBI's taxonomy places the organism in Eukaryota, Metazoa, Chordata, Mammalia, Primates, Cheirogaleidae. Gene Ontology annotation, cellular component: mitochondrion. The record is from RefSeq and is a predicted model, not a curated record.